CCCAGACAAUGGACAGUUGACAAAACAAGCGACUUCAAUUGUGCUGUGUGCAAGGGAAAAGCACCAUCUGUCACAGAGUGGUGUGAAUGAUGUUGUAGCAGCCAUGCAACAGUAUCAAGCUCAGUUGGUGGCAAAUUUGAAGAAUCGACUUCAACAUGUCUUCAAACAACAUCCUGGAAAUGAACUUGAAGCGGAGGCAAUAGCAGUGUUUGACCAGAUUGAGGAUCCCUUUGCAGCGGUUUCAACAACGUACAGGCAGGACAGUGUGAUAAAGAAGAAUUUUCAUUACGUGGAGUCCGAGGAGGUGACUGUGGGAUAUGCAGCGUGUUUUAAGAAAAAGGGAGCAAAAAGACUUCUAUCCACUAAACCUAAAUCUUUUCAUUAUAUCCCCCUCAUACAAAGUUUAGAGCAGUUGUUGUCUCAUCCCAGGGUUCUAGCCAUGACAAAGGAAGUCAGAAAUGUUAGAAAUGGAUACCUAUGUGACAUUAUGGAUGGAGAACUUAUGAGAACACACCCAUUAUUCUCAACUCGACCUUCUGCAUUGCAAAUAAUAGUUUACUCAGAUGAAAUCGAAAUUUGUAACCCUCUUGGCUCUCAUACCUCUAAAAACAAGUUGAUUAUGUUUUAUUAUACAUUAGGGAAUAUUAAUCCAAAGUAUAGAUCUAAGCUUGCUUCAAUAAGACUUCUGGCUAUGGCAAAUGUUAAUGAUCUCUCUGAUUAUGGUGUUGACAAAAUAUUGGAAAGACUUCAUGAAGAUUUGGUCAAAUUGUAUAAUGGUGUUAAAAUUCAGACAGAGGGUGGAGAGCUAGAAAUAUUUGGUGCAGUGGUCUCCAUUUGUGGAGAUACUUUAGCACAGCAUGAGCUUUGUGGGUUCAAAGAGGGGGUAGGCUUUGCUUUUAGUAAAUGCAGACAGUGUGAAUGUACUUUUGAAGACAUGCAGAUGUACUUCAGUGAAGAGAACUUUGAGAAAAGGACAUUGGAAAGACAUGUCAGACAGUGCAAUGACAUUGACAAGGCCAGCACAGACUUUCUAAAAAACAGCUUGAAAACUACAUAUGGGAUCAACAGAAGGAGUAAAGUGAUAGAUUUUCCAGGCUUUAACAUGAUCAAACAAACACCUCAAGAUAUAAUGCACAUCAUUCUGGAAGGCAUUGCUCCAUUAGAAAUAAAAUGUGUAAUUAAACAUUUGGUUCUUUUAGGCCAACUCAACUUGGAUGAUUUUAAUGCUGGAAUUGUUGGUUUCCCCUACUCUCCUCUGGAUAUCAGAGACAAACCCAGUCCAGUUUCUUAUAGUACUUUAGCCUCAAAUGAUAAUAAGUUAAAGCAGUCAUCAGGGCAAAUGCUUGUUCUUCUGAGAAUUUUGCCCUUUUUAAUAGAUAAAGUUAAAAACACUGAAUGUUAUGCUCUUAUUGUUGAACUAAUAGAGAUUGUACAAAUCUUGUUUUGUCCUAUUCUAAGUCUUACAACUAUAGACAGAUUAAAAAAACUCAUUGACAAACAUUUAAAGCAUAUGAAACGUAUAUUUCCAGAUAACAACAUUACACCAAAACAGCAUUAUUUAAUUCAUGUGUCAUCACAGAUUAAAAACUUGGGACCGAUGGUUCGCCACAUGUGUAUGAGAUUUGAGUCAAAACAUUGUUUUUUCAAACAGUGGGUCUCCAAAGUCAAUUUCCGAAAUGUGUGCCAUUCUUUAAUACGACACAAUCAAAUGUAUGAAUGUUGUCAGAAUUUAAGUAGUGCAGAACACCCCAUUUUUUCAUCUGAAUGUAUACUUGGACCAACAUCGGAAGUUAAAAACAUGCCCUAUCUUAGAGAGAAAGUAAGAGCUUUCUUUGGAAAUUAUCAAAUUAGCCAUGCAGUUUCUGUAAAAUGGUUAAAUCUAAACAAUAAUAAAUACAUAUCAGGUAAAACUUUAAUUGCGAAUGCAGUUUCCCAUAACUUACCAGAGUUUGGACUUGUUCAGAACAUUUUUGUUAUUAAUUCAUCUUUGUACUGUUUUGAGUUACAGCCAUAUACCACAAUCUGUUUUGAUAGAGAUUAUAUGGCAUACAAAACUGAAAUUCCUAAUAUUGCACAAGGAAAUGAAUUUAUAUCAUCUGAUCAAAUGGUGGACUAUACUCCAUAUUAUAGUUACAAGCACAAUGAUGGGACAUAUGUGCUUUUGAAGUAUGAUCUUGGUGAUGUCAUUGAAAUUCACAACCGCAUUUGAUCUCAAAAAGAGCAGUUGUUUAGUCAAAAACAAAUAAUCCUGUAUCAAUGAACUCUUAAUGUGCAUAAAAUGUUUUGUUAACAGUUCAUAUUUUCAUAUUUCUGUAAAUUGUAAUACACCUACUUAGCCACUUAAAUGGAUACGAAACACUGAAUCAACUUUGUUGGAGUGAUAAACUUUAAAUGCGGUUGUUAAAAAAUGGUGCCUGGGAUCACUUUCAAGAAAAACACCAUGAACCAAAGUUUGACUCCUAAUACAUCAUAACCUUUUUUUUUCCCCUAACUGCUCUUGCCAUGUUGUUCUAUUUGUC
Molecule: messenger RNA, 2519 nt
Organism: Acanthochromis polyacanthus (spiny chromis)
Lineage: Eukaryota; Metazoa; Chordata; Actinopteri; Pomacentridae
Exons: 2
Coding region: 104-2209 (701 amino acids)
Source: RefSeq, a predicted model, not a curated record